GGCAUAUCGAGUGUUCUCAGAAACAGGAAAAUCACACGACAGAGGUUAUGUGAGGGUAAAGUGUCCUAGUCGGAUUAUUACGUUCUUGUAACGCGAAUCGUGCGUGGCGAAGGUGCUGAUUUCUCGUGAGAGAAUGAUCAGCGAGAAUUGAAGUCAACGGAGCACGGAAACUAUGUUCGUCAAUCGAUAGAGAAACAGUGUCUACAAUUUCAUCAGUCCGCGUGACAGGGACUUAAAAAGUCGUUUCAAAAAGAAAAAAGAGAAUAAUGGAGAACCGCAACGCUCAUUUGUUUCGCGUUAAUUGUGUGCCGGAUCUCUUCGUUCUACUCCUUUCUUCCGUGAUGGUGACAAGCUUACCGACGCAAGAGACAAGUGUCGUUGAUAUCAUGAAGAAGGACUCGAAUUUAUGCAACGACAUUAAAGUUUUAUACGAAUCAGUAUACAUAAAAAAUUGCACAACGUUGGAAUAUCCCACUCAAUUUUGGGACACCAAAGAGGAUACCUUAGACAAGUAUCUGUGCUUGGGAGUUUACGAUACGGCGUACAAAAUUUGCAAAUAUUCUAAUCAUUUACAAAUUCCCCUUAAUAAUGUAGCAAUAUUUAAUUCAAGUAUAGAGAAAUUUUUUCCUGGUGAAAAGUCUCUCGGGAAUACGGAAAAUAAAGAUGCUAAAUACUGCGAGGACAAUUUGCAGGGAUUCACGUUGCAAUACGAUAAAGUAAAAUUAUACUGGGGACCAUUGGUUGAUAGGCUCAGUAAGCCUCACAUGUGCCAGAGAAUAUGCUUCGACAUGAACUUUAUCUUCCGUCCAUUAUGCGCGGUAUUUGCUUGGAUCAAGAGCAUUGACGAUGAAAUAAACAACGCACCGGUAACAAAUCACAAUCCUGUGCCGCUUGAUGUGGUGCAGAUGCCAGAUCAUCAGUCAGUUAACACGAAACUGGAAACUGAACAGGAAGCAGUUAAGAAGAAACCUGAAGUAAAAGAACCCAAAGAUCAAUCACAUGACAAGUCAAAGGAUGUUUCUAAUGGUGUACUGAAUGAACACACGCAAUCUAAUACGGAAAAAGUCGAAUCUGAUUUCGAAAAAUCGAACAAACAUGAAACCCAGAAAAUAUUGAACGAUACUUCUCCAAAACUGUUAGAUCAUAACCUACAUGAGAAAGGUAAAGAGAAUAUUAGUAAUGUUAAAGCUGAAACUAAUGCCGAAGCUCCAAAGGCUCCGGACAAUGUGCCAAGCAAAGAAGAUAUAAAUACAAAAGAAGUUAUGAAAGAGACAAACGCGGAAGAAGCUGACAGGAAGUCAGAGGUCGAAGACACAAAGACUAGUACACUUUCUGAAAACACACAGGACCAUUAUGGUGCUGGCAAUGAGGACGAUGAUAUGGGAGACACUAUUGAUACUGAUGACACGAUUCCACAACCAAUAGAGACAGGAAAUCAAAAUGAAAAUCUACAGGAACCCAGUGAACAGAAGAAUAACGUACGAUACCACAAUAUAAGUACUGAAGGCGAUUCUCAUUUCUUCACUUACUUCACCGUGACCACUGUAGCGUGUAUCGCUUGUUACAUAGGUUAUCAUAAUAAGCAGAAGAUACUUGCUAUUGUAUUAGAAGGACGAAGAUCAAGGAAUAGUCGUGGUAGACGUCGGCCGAGCACAGCCAGCUAUCGGAAGCUGGAUUGCACACUCGAAGAAGCCGUUACGUCGCAAUGUAACGCCAACGUUACUCAUGUCAUAUAUUAAUGCGAGUAGAGUAUCACAAGUUUUAUAAUGUCUGUACCAUAGUACUGCAGGUGUAAUAUAUUUUAUAUUUAAGAGCAUACUUCCAGCAUAUAUAUAAUAAUCAUUAAGAUUUUAAGGAUUGUCUCACGUUUUUGCGAGUCGAAUCUUGCGGGAUAUCGAAAUUUAUGAGUAAUACAUGCAAUAACAUGGUAUAUGUUAUAGCAUGUAUGCUAUAAAUGGUAUAUUUUAUAGCAUGUAUGUUAUACAUGAUAUAAAUGCUUGGUGAUAUCAGAGACUAUAUUAUUAUAGAUAAAUAGAGUAAUUAUGCUUUUAUUUCGUGAGAAAAAUUGCGGAUUAAAUGAAUAAUUUAUCACUUAUGAAAUGUGAAGUGUAUUGUCAAUCGUUAAAAAAAUCGUGAGAAAUUUUCUAUCGCACGAACACACACGGACAUUUAAGAAUUAUAAUUUCCGGACGAGACAAAAUAUGAUAAAAAUUCUGGUUUAAUAUGUUUGCAACGUUCUCUAACUUUCAAACAAAUCAUUUCUUCCGGAUUCUCAUGUAAACUACACAACACUAAUGUACAAUUAUACACAACACUAAAAAGAACAUCUAUGUUGCUUUUUUUAUAUCGUAUUAAGUAUUUUGUUACUCAUCACAAUGCUUAUAUUGGAUUUUCAUUGCAACUAUAGAGAUAUGACUGCGAAGUAUAACACAAUUUUUGGUACAGACAAUCUACUGAUUAGAGUCGAUUAUUAAUUAAUUUAAUUACAUUUCGUGAUUUAUAAAUUACUUUUUUAUUUAAUAAAUUUCGGUUCACAAUUUUUAUUUAGUCGCUUUCAUGUUUAAGUUUACAAAUUUUGAACUGCCUUUUGUAUACAUUAUUUAUUUUAUUAACUCGAUAGUUCCUUAAUUCAUCUCUAAUAAACGUAAGUUUGUGAGAUUUGUAGUUUGUGAUUUAACCAGCAAUCUCGUUAACAGAAUUCGUUUUCAACUGGAAUUUUGGUUCAUUUAUAUUUUACCAGAUAUUUAGUUAAACCAAAUCUUUUUUUCUGUGCACCAUGCGUUUUGAAGAAGCGGGAUUAUUUCAUAGAUAUAGCUAGUGAAUUCUAUAAAAUGUUAAUCAUGUAUCUCAUAAAGAAGAAAGAUCAUAUACUUGAUGUACGACCGCGAUAAAUCCAGAUAAAUUUUCGUUUCGUUGCUGCUUUGGAAAUUAAUACUUUCUACGAUAUAAUUAUUAUUUUACCUAUUGCGUGUAGGUAAUACAUAUAUAGUAUAUGUGAUGUAUUUUAUAGUAUACGCUAUUCGUAUAUUUAACAACACAAUUAUUUCCACGACUGCACUCAAUUCUGUCUCGCUAAAUAUAUUGUCACUUUUUUCUCUUUUGCUAUUUUUGUCUUAAGAAAUAAUAUGUACUUUUUGUCUCGAUACAGUUGAUAAUAAUUGCUCGUUACAAAGAAUUGUUAAAUUCGCUUUUAUUCUCCUUAGCUUAUAAAGUUUAGUUGUGUAAAGGAUUGUUACAUGAUUUCGAAUACACAUCGAAAUUCAUCGGAUAAGAACAUAGUAUUACAUCUCUACUCGAAUGUUUGUGUAAACAAACAUUCAGUUUAAUUUAAUAAUUUGCUGCGUCAACGUUUUUCAACACCGUAUUAGUUUUCUAGCGUAAAACCGUCCAGUUAUAUCCAAUAGUCCAGUUGUAUCCAAAUAAAAUUCACGGUUAACUUCUCUUGUAAGUUUUUACAUACAAUUUAUAAUAGAUUUAAUAUCCGGUGAACACACUGUGAACGUAAACGUACGUUUAUGUAAACCCCAGAGACAGUAAUCCGGAAACAACUCGACUUAAUAAGAUAAGAAUACUUUGCUGCUGAAGCUGUUUAUUAAUUAAUGUAUAAAAGUCGAAAAUUUCUGUGAAUUACUUGUACAUUUUUAUUAAAUAAAUGCUAAAUGCACAUUUAUUUUUCUUAA
Messenger RNA from Odontomachus brunneus, 3680 nucleotides. RefSeq lists its product as uncharacterized. NCBI's taxonomy places the organism in Eukaryota, Metazoa, Arthropoda, Insecta, Hymenoptera, Formicidae. The coding region runs from base 267 to 1739 and encodes 490 amino acids. The transcript has 4 exons. The record is from RefSeq and is a predicted model, not a curated record.